AUGAGCUUAGUACUCAUACCGUCUACUCAAAACCAUCCCUAUCUGCCGGACGGGCAUCCUACUAUGGUGCCAGGACAACUAGGAUACCCGGUGUAUCUUCCACAUCAACCACAGCCGGGCCAAACACCAGAGCCCGCCGGUCACGAUCCUUACGGGCUCACGUCGCAUCUCAACGCUUCGAUCCCACAACAUGGAGGAUACCAGUGCAUGAAAGAUUACACGCCUCCCAUCCACCAGUCUUCGAACUCACAGGCGUUCGGUGCGAGCGCAGACAUCAACGCAGACUUGACAUCGACUGCAAACGCCUACCCGAUCGCAGAGUGCAGCUCAACAUUCACGCCUUCUAAUCGAUCCACAAAUUCACUCACUCCACCGACUAUCUCUCCUUCGCAAACACAGUUUGAUGCCAUCGAUGCGCCCCAUUUCUGCGAGGCUUCUGCUGUUGAAGGACGGCACGACAGUCUAUACCCUAGGGAAGAAGCUGCUUCUCAAACGACAUAUACACCAUCAAUAAAACGGAGACCCAGAUCUCAGUACGCUGAACCAGGCUCAGCGCGCGCCAUAUAUUUGGAAAAGAAUCGCAAAGCUGCUAGCAAAUGUCGGACUAAACAGAAAAUGGAGCAAGAAGUCCUGGUUGAGAAAUCCAGGGAGACUGAGCGUAAAAACCGUCUGUUGAAAGCGGAACUGAGUCUGUUAGAGAACGAGCGGCGGCAGUGGUUAGAACUUGUCCAACAACAUAUGAGCUGUCCAGAUCAACGGAUAGCCAUUUAUCUGCAGCGACGAGCAGACAGAUUGGGUUCAAGACCACCACCACCAGGCCCUUCAUGUCGUGAAGAGCCGAGCACUUUUUGA
Alternaria atra is the source of this 852-nucleotide messenger RNA. RefSeq lists its product as uncharacterized. The record is from RefSeq and is a predicted model, not a curated record. Gene Ontology annotation, biological process: regulation of DNA-templated transcription. Gene Ontology annotation, molecular function: DNA-binding transcription factor activity. The transcript is spliced from 3 exons. Lineage: Eukaryota; Fungi; Ascomycota; Dothideomycetes; Pleosporales; Pleosporaceae. The coding region runs from base 1 to 852 and encodes 283 amino acids.